UGAAUUUGGACUGUUUUCUGCUCAGCCAUGGCCGGAGUCCAGGCUACGGAGCCUGCCCUGGAGCCCCGGGUCGAAAUGUCCAAAACCAGCCGAAUGCCAGCAGAGGGAUACGACAAGAAAUGUAUUUUCUGCAAGAUUGUGAAUAAUGAAAUGGGCACAGAGCUGCUUCACAGCGAUGAAGAGAUCUCGUGUUUCAGAGAUAUUAAACCAGGAGCUCCACAUCAUUACCUCGUUGUCCCAACAAAACAUGUUGGGAACUGUAAAUCCCUCAAGAGAGAUCAUGUGCCUUUGGUGAAGCAGAUGGUGGACAUAGGAAAGGAGAUCCUGCAAAAAAACAAUGUAACCGAUCUGGCUGAUGUCAGGUUUGGCUUCCACUGGCCCCCUUUUUGUUCUGUCACACACCUACACCUUCACGUACUAGCCCCCGCCAGUGAGAUGAGCUUCAUGUCCCGCCUCUUCUACAGACUCAACUCAUAUUGGUUUGUCACUCCUUGCUGACAGCAGCAAGAGAAAGUGCAGAUGCCGUUUGGCAAAAUUACCCUGAUGGACAUCUGUUUAAGCCAAUGACGUGAAGGAAUCGAGCCAGCCAGCCAAUCACCGAUGGGUGGAGCGGCCGUGAAGGUGUCCCUGUGGUGUCUCUGAGAUAAAGCAGAUUAUACUGCUUUCAGGGAGAGGAAUUUAUCCACACACGCAUGUCUGUUAUUGCUCAUGGUGAUAACAAAGGAGACACACUUUUGUAUAAAGUUUUAUAAAACAGUUGUUUUAAAAGAAGCUAACAUUGGCAAUGUUGCCCAUAAAAUGACAACGGAGAAUUGUGAUAUUUGCACUUUCGCCGAAUUAAUCAAUGUAUUAUAUCGCGGACACAACUCAGACAUUUUGACAGUUACGUCAGUCGAUAGUUAACUCUGGAAUAAAUCUCACAUUCUUAAGCCAUCCAUGCUAAAGUCGUCACCGUGCGGAACUUUGCUUCUCCGCGCAGUCUUCACCCGGAAGUUUUAUGAACGCGCUAAAGAGAUGGCCACUACCAGCUCCAGAUCAUGCCUCCAAUAUUUACUGCACCUUGCCCAAGACAACCUGGACUUCAGGUUACCGGAAAUAAAGGCUCUGCUGGCUCUCAGAGGGAAACCAUUCCACCCCUCUGGAAACUUCAAAGAACUGUCUCCCUUUUGGUGCCUGGAUGGUUUGUCUGAGGAGGAUGUUCGCAGUGUCAUGGCCAGAUCUGUGUGUGCAAAGUCUGCUUUUGAACUGUGGGGUCAUGGACAAACGCACGGUGAACUCAGAACAUCCCUGUUAAACUACCCAUGGGAGAAAAUGAGCCCGUUUGUGCAGAGAGACUCCACAUACAGAAUUAACGUUUACACUUUCAACAAAACUUUGCUGUUUGCGGACAGAAUCAAGAGGAUAGAUGCUUUGGAAUAUCUUCCUUUCGAGGGCACAGUGUGCCUGAAGAGUCCUCAGCACAUCUUCUGCUUGCUGGAGGAUUACGGCACCGAUCCCAACAACAUCCCAGAGCAUCCCGAUUACAUCUAUUUUGGCAGAUGGAUUGCAGACGGUCAGCGGGAACUGAUUCGCUCUCACAGUGUGAAGAACAGACAUUUCAUAGGAAACACCAGCAUGGACGCUGGCCUCUCCCUCAUCAUGGCCAACCAAGCUAAAGUCAAAGAAAACGACCUCGUGUUUGACCCAUUUGUUGGCACGGGGAGCCUGCUGGUAGCUUGUUCUCAUUACGGCGCCUAUGUUUGUGGAACAGAUAUCGAUUACAACACUAUUCAUGGCAAAGGCCGGUCCAGCCGAAAGAACCAAAAGUGGCGAGGACCCGAUGAGAACAUCAGAGCUAAUCUUCGGCAGUACGGAGCAGAGAAUAUGUACGUGGAUGUGAUGGUGUCUGACGCAUCCAAGCCUGUGUGGAGGAAUGCUGCUCUGUUUGACGCCAUCAUAACUGACCCGCCAUAUGGUAUUCGAGAGUCCACAAGAAGAACGGGGUCUCACAAGGACAUUGCUAAGGCCGCAGACGGCAUCUAUGCAGAGUCUCACGUGCCCGUGUCGCAGGCCUACCACCUGAGCGACAUCUUUACCGAUCUGUUAAACUUCUCUGCCCGCCACCUCGUCAUUGGUGGAAGGCUGGUCUACUGGCUGCCAGUCUACAGGCCAGAGUACUGUGAGGAGAUGGUUCCUCUCCAUCCAUGUCUCCGGCUCAUCAGCAACUGUGAGCAGACGCUGUCCAGCCACACCUCACGACGCUUAAUGACCAUGGAGAAGAUCAAAGACCCCGAGGAGUUGGACGGGCUGGCUCACCUGUCAGAUCCCCGCUUCAGCCCCUACGAGGGACACAACGCCUUCAGGGAAAAGUAUUUCAGUGGACUGAACAAAAGGUGUAGCAAGGAAGAGUCGAAACAUGACCAAUAAAAAACGGCAAAUGUCUUUUGCAAGUUCAAACAGAAAAGAAAGAAACAUUUUAGGUAAUACUUAAUUGUCUGUGCUUUAAAAAAAUACAUUUUAUACUCGUAUUUUUAUUUCUUUGCCAAUAAAUGGAUUUAAAAAAUG
Molecule: messenger RNA, 2544 nt
Organism: Menidia menidia (Atlantic silverside)
Lineage: Eukaryota; Metazoa; Chordata; Actinopteri; Atheriniformes; Atherinopsidae
Source: the annotation of a GenBank genome assembly